AUGUCUUUGCAAAUCGGUAAAGUUAUUGGAAAAUCAAAUUCAACAGCAUCACUGAAGAAACGCAUUGCUGAGUUAGGUAAAUUAGGAAAGUCUAAGGCUGAAGUAGCUGCUGCAAUUGGCUGCAGUGAGAAAAGCGUUCAGCGAUACUGGAGAAAACCUGUUAAUACAAAUUUUAAUGAAAAGAAACGCUGUGGUCGUCCAACUGUGUUGUCACCAGCAUCAAAGAAGUUAAUAACCAGUGAAAUGAAGGACAAGUGGGGUUCAUCAACAAGAAGUUGUGCGAAAAAGUUAAACUUUUCAGAACGAUACAUUACACGUAAAAAACAAAUUUCUCGUUCAACAGUGCAACGUUUUGUUCAACAUCAACCAUGGGGUAAAGUGGCUUACCAUAAACCAAUAAAACCACUAUUGACUGAAAAAAAUCAAAAUGAUUGCUUGAAAUUUUGUGAUUGGUUGGAACAAAAUGGUUACCUUCAAGAUGACCAUGUUGGUAGACAAAAACGAAGCCCUGUUCUGUGGACAGACGAAAGCCCUGUUGAGUUAUUUCCAGUUCCAAUUCGUCAGAAUAUGCAAACACGGACCGAUGACAAAUCAAAGAUCACUCCAGCUGUUCGUCCUAAGUUUGGAUUGAAAAUUAUGGUGUGUGGUGGUAUAUCACGGUAUGGAUUGACUGAAUUGGUUGUUGUGCCAGAGAAGCAGACAGUUAACGCUGAUUAUUACAUGAAUCACAUUUUACCAAAAUAUGUUGAGGCUACUACAAGAAACCAUCAAGGUGAUACUGCUGAUAAGAGAAAAAUGUUUUUUAUUCAAGAUAUGAUUCUUUUUCAGCAAGAUGGUGCACCUGCACACUCAGCAAAAAUCGUUCAACAAUUUUGUGCAAAAAACUUUCCGUUGAUGAUUCCAAAAGAAUUGUGGCCUGGGAACAGUCCAGAUAUUAAUGUAAUUGAACAUUUAUGGAACUUGUUUUAA
Messenger RNA from Hydra vulgaris (swiftwater hydra), 969 nucleotides. NCBI's taxonomy places the organism in Eukaryota, Metazoa, Cnidaria, Hydrozoa, Anthoathecata, Hydridae. The record is from RefSeq and is a predicted model, not a curated record.